CAUUAAAUGCCAGUGGCUGAUAAGGAAGAGCAACUUUCCCCAUCCCCGCUCCUCGCUCUGUCGGUGAUCCCGACCCCCCCCUGACCUUGUCUUCCCCUCCCCAGGAGUCGUGCCGUUGCUGCUGGUUCUGCAAUGGAAGCCGGGGUCCUGCACCCCCCUGCCCGUGACCCCGACCAACUCCAUGUGUGCCAACAGGCAUCUAUGCCAGAACGUGACCCACCAGAUCCGAAGUCAGCUCAACCAACUCAACAGCAGCGCCCAGGGCCUCUUCGUCCUCUACUACACGACGCAGGGUGAGCCCUUCCAGAGCAAACACGACAAGCUAUGUGCCCCCAACGUGACGGACUUCCCGCCCUUCCACCCGUCCCGCCAGAAGAAGGAGCGGUUCAUCGAGCUAUACCGCAUCGUCGUGUACCUCAACGCCUCGCUGGGCAACGUCUCCCUGGACCAGGCCCGCCUCAACCCCGGCGCCCUGAGCCUGCGCGGCAACCUGACGGUCACCACGGCCAUCCUCCGCGGGCUCCUCAACAACCUCACCUGCCAGCUCUGCAACCGCUUCCAAGUCUUCCACGUGGACGUGACCUACGGGAGCUACAGCCGGGAGAAGGACCAGUUCGAGAAGCGCAAGCUGGGGUGCCAGCUCCUGGGGAAGUACAAGGAGGUCAUCGCCAAGGUCGUCCAGGGCCUGUAGGCAGACGCGGGCGUUGGAGCGGAGGGCCGGAGAAGCCCUUCGGGUCAUCCCCGGGAGCACUUGGUUGGUGGGAUGCCCACC
Molecule: messenger RNA, 772 nt
Organism: Ornithorhynchus anatinus (platypus)
Lineage: Eukaryota; Metazoa; Chordata; Mammalia; Monotremata; Ornithorhynchidae
Gene: LIF
Product: LIF interleukin 6 family cytokine
Exons: 2
Coding region: 182-691 (169 amino acids)
Biological process (GO): immune response
Cellular component (GO): extracellular region
Molecular function (GO): cytokine activity; leukemia inhibitory factor receptor binding
Source: RefSeq, a predicted model, not a curated record